AUGUUGAUUAAAAAUAUUUUCAUGGAGCUACGCUCUAGAUUGCGUAGUUGCAACGUUUAUAUUACAACAGGGAUAGAUUUAACCAAGAAUUGUAAUUUGAAAAUCAGUAUACAAGCAAAUUGUAUAGUUCUUAAUUAUUAUGAAGAUGAUGAUAAUAUGAAGAGAAGGGAUAGUUUGUCCUCGAUAGAAAGUCUGUCGGACUGCUAUUCAGAGGACGAAGAUGAUGUCACCACGAUUAUCCCCAUAGAAGAAUUCUGUCGCAUAAUACCAAAUUCUAUGUCAUGUCUCAAAAUUUAUAGAAACACAAUCUCAUUCAGGAUUUUAACUGAACCAAAGAACGGAGGCAACUUUUACAAAGAACUUUUAUCAACUAAUAGUACAAUCGGGUCCACAAAGUCCACAAAAGUGAAUCAGAUACAGAUGAACGUGAAAGCCGAUGAGGAAUUCAAAAUCACGUGCGCGAAUUGUUCGAAUGUGAUUUCUGAUAACUUAGUCAAAUUCAAUAGGAUAUUAGAACUGCCUACUACAAACCUGGAUAUGUCCGAAUGGUUUUGCCACGGUCACUCGCACGGUGACAACUCCCAUAAUGACAUUGAAGUUAAGCCGAACAAGUGUGAUUUUCUCUACAGAUUGACUUAUUUCGAUGUUAACAAUUCAAUUUUAUCGGACAAAACAAAUAAGUUUAAUUCUAAACGAGAGGUUUACCAUUGCAACAGAUGUUUGGCGUGGCUCGGACUUAAAAAGAAGGAUAUGGUGAAAUUAUUCAACUCAGAAGUGAAAAUGAACCAAAACGGUUCAGAUAAACAUGUAUUCUCUCAUAAAAAUGCAAGCGAUAACCUGAAGACGGAUGAUUUCAUUUACACAAUAGAAUGUAUAACGAAGGAAUUCAAUCUUGGAUUCCAAUAUACAGUCAUGUGUAAGAUCGUGCUUGAAUGCAAAAUUUCAGCGAAUAAGAAACAAUAUUUACUCAUUUGGGUUAUGGAUAAGGAGUUGCAAGUUUUGAGGAACACGGACCAAAUUAAGGAUGAUAAAGUGAAAUUACAGUCGACUGUGGUUACCAAAAUAUUGUUUAAAGUGGAAUUGUCUUUGAAUGACGAAGUUGAAGGGUGGUUGGCUGACCCUGGUGUGGUGUCCACGGACAUAUCGAAAAAUAUGUUUAAUACGGGGCUGGAACAUUUGCAGCACAUGUCCCUAAAAGUGCCAGAAUCAUUCCGGAACACUAACGGUUACUGUGUCAGUUACUUGAAAAUUUAAAUAAAGUUUGUGAACUAUCAA
Pectinophora gossypiella (pink bollworm) is the source of this 1275-nucleotide messenger RNA. RefSeq lists its product as uncharacterized. Gene Ontology annotation, molecular function: cyclin binding; ubiquitin protein ligase activity; ubiquitin conjugating enzyme binding. The transcript has a single exon. Gene Ontology annotation, biological process: protein monoubiquitination; protein autoubiquitination; proteasome-mediated ubiquitin-dependent protein catabolic process. The record is from RefSeq and is a predicted model, not a curated record. Gene Ontology annotation, cellular component: nucleus; ubiquitin ligase complex; cytosol. Bases 1 to 1254 code for a protein of 417 amino acids. Lineage: Eukaryota; Metazoa; Arthropoda; Insecta; Lepidoptera; Gelechiidae.